AUGCAAAGGGUAACAAACAGCCUGCAGGCUUUCCUUCACGCGUGGAGCAUGGUUUUUAUAUUCACAUCCACCUUGUUGGGUGCCAAGAAAGAACCUCGUGGCAUUUUUCCGAUGUUUGUGGAUUGGCUCGACAAGACCAGCUGCAUGUGGUGUGGUCUGCUCCAAUGCCGCGACUUGCUGGGUUUGGGCUUGGACCAUGCCUCUACUGGCUACCCUGGGCAGUUGGUAGCGGUGGAAGCGGUGCAGCGUUCACGGUGCAAAGGAUCUGCUCAACCCAAGUCGGAUCUACGGCGAGCAGCCCGAUGA
Molecule: messenger RNA, 306 nt
Organism: Cladocopium goreaui
Lineage: Eukaryota; Dinophyceae; Suessiales; Symbiodiniaceae
Source: the annotation of a GenBank genome assembly